Pyricularia oryzae 70-15 is the source of this 2252-nucleotide messenger RNA. Its product is annotated as endochitinase 1. Gene Ontology annotation, biological process: carbohydrate metabolic process; chitin catabolic process. Gene Ontology annotation, molecular function: chitinase activity; chitin binding. Gene Ontology annotation, cellular component: extracellular region. The coding region runs from base 607 to 1977 and encodes 456 amino acids. NCBI's taxonomy places the organism in Eukaryota, Fungi, Ascomycota, Sordariomycetes, Magnaporthales, Pyriculariaceae. The transcript has a single exon. The record is from RefSeq and is a predicted model, not a curated record.
GGGCGAACACCUGUUGACGAACUUGCCUGACGUAAACUGUAACAAUUCAAGAAAGUCGCGUGGAAGUAAGUAGUUUCAUUUCAGCAUCGUCUGCUGGAACAUACUGGACAACCUGUUCACUUGAUCAAGCACACUGCCACUCCAGCCGGAGAGCUUCCAAGUGGGCCGAUGACGACGACUGUCGCCACAAAUUUGCAGCUCUUCAAAACCCCAGCUCACUCAGGUGUCGAAAUUACACCUGCGCAAGCUGCGAUAUAGCGUCCCGCUACCAAGUGACACUGGAUGAGUUGUCACUUGUAUGCCCAGCCAUCGUUGACGCUUAUUCGUUUGAUCUGGAAGCUGGCCAGGAGCCUUGAUUGAUCAAACAACUGUCAAGGAACCGUCCGGAGCUGCCUAUAUUUGCUUCAGUGCUAUUGUCAAACUUGUCACUUCUUGGGUGCCAAUCUCCACAGCCCUUGCAGUCUGGAACUGUCACUGCCUCUUUGCUGAGCCCUCUCAUUCACUUCUUUGGGCAAGAAGCCAAGCCGAACAGCCCGUCUGGUGCGGGCCAAUACAUUCUUUUGCAUACAGUACAUAAAUCCCACACCCCGCACAACACUAGACUUGAUGCCUACGUCAAGAAUCCACAGCAUUCCUUUCACGGUCGUUUCCUUCGCCCUGAUAGUCGCCCUCUUCCUCGGCAUCACGACUAACCUGCUUUCUUUGGGCCCCUCGUACAAAGAAGGUGGUCUUGACACUCCACCACAAUCUUCUCCACCCUCUACACCACAGCCAAACACUGGCAAUAUGACCCAACGCACCGUAGCCUACUUUGUCAACUGGGCCAUCUACGGCCGGAAACACCGGCCGCAGGAACUACCAGCCGACAAGCUCACACACGUCCUGUAUGCCUUUGCCAACGUCAAGCCAGACUCGGGCGAGGUUUUUCUUACCGACACCUGGGCUGAUACCGACAUUCACUGGGAGGGCGACUCGUGGAACGACGAGGGAACCAACCUGUACGGUUGCCUAAAGCAGCUGAACCUCCUCAAGAAAGCCAACCGCAAUCUCAAGGUCCUUCUUUCCAUUGGUGGCUGGACCUACUCUUCCAACUUCAGGGCGCCCGCCUCGACACCGGAGGGUAGGUCGCACUUUGCCAGAACCGCCGUCGAGCUCGUCAGACAGCUCGGCUUCGACGGCAUCGAUAUCGACUGGGAGUACCCCCAGAAUCCACAGGAGGCCGCCGACCUGGUGGCCCUCCUGCAGGCCUGCCGCCAUGAGCUUGACGCCUACGCGCACUCGGUCGAUGGUGAAAACCCCUACCAUUUUGAGUUGACGGUUGCGUGCCCCGCUGGCGCGUCCAACUACGAAAAGAUGGAUAUCGCCGGCAUGGAUCCCCUGCUGGACUUUUGGAACCUGAUGGCCUACGACUAUGCCGGAUCUUGGGACCAAACCGCAGGUCACCAGGCGAACCUCUUCCCCAGCCACGGGAACCCGACAUCAACGCCAUUCAGCACCGACGCAGCCAUUGCACAUUACGCCAGCCAGGGCGUGGCGCUCGAUAAAAUCGUCAUGGGCAUGCCCAUCUACGGCCGCGCGUUUGAGAACACGGACGGGCCCGGAGCGCCGUUCCAGGGCGUCGGCCAGGGCACCUGGGAGCAGGGCGUGUACGACUUCAAGGCGCUGCCGCUCCCGGGUGCCGAGGAGCGAUUCGACGAGGAGGCCGGCGCGACGUACUCGUAUGACCCGGCAACCAGGCACAUGGUUACCUACGACACGGUGCCGCUGGCCAGGAGGAAGGCUGAGUUCAUCAGGGAGAGGGGUCUGGGUGGUGCUAUGUGGUGGGAGAGCAGCGCCGACAAGGAGGGAGACGAGAGCUUGAUUGGCAAUGUCGUCGAUGUUUUUGGUGGACCCGAGGGGUUGAAGCAUCAGGAGAACUGCCUCGCGUAUCCUCAGACAAAGUAUGACAACCUGAGGAACGGGUUUCCGAAUCACUAGACCUUGGAUAGUCCAAUGAAUCUUGCAGCAAUUGAGGAACUUGAGCAGAUUAUUGGUGCACAGGGUGUCGUGGGCACGUGCAUGGCACUUCACAAAGCUUCCACAAUCACAGCAGCAUGAAAAAAGUGUUCAUAUCUCAUCAAGAUCCCAAUCCGUAUUGAUUGCCAGUCAGAGCCCCAAUGAAGAAAAAGAGGCCUAUGCUACAAACGCCAGUAACGAAAGGGCGGCAGUCUGUGCCUGCCCCGAAGGUAUCCGUGCCCAUCCCAUUUUUUUCU